Molecule: messenger RNA, 379 nt
Organism: Geodia barretti
Lineage: Eukaryota; Metazoa; Porifera; Demospongiae; Tetractinellida; Geodiidae
Source: the annotation of a GenBank genome assembly
UGUGCAAGUUAAAUAACCUUAUACAUGCAUGGCUGUGUACUAUAUACGAAUUAUGCAUGGAAUGUACAUAUUAUGUACCUGUCUUGUAUUGUUGUACAUAUCUUGUACAGCUGAUGUACAUCUUGCAUGUAUUGUAUUGUAUUGCAACUUGUAUAUGUCUAUAUAAUUAUGUGUAUACUGUACCACUGCAUGUGUGCCAAUAUUGGUUUACGGAUCCACCUUCUCUUCUUACAGAUGUUACGUUUGCUGAUGGAGGAAUUCCUACCCCCCUACCCUCCGCACAAUUUAUUCUAGAGUUUUGGGUGCAAACAGUUUCACUGUUGUUUUGAGAGGGGUGUGGUUGUUGUCUGGUUGCCAUGGAGGACCGCCCGACGACAAU